This is a messenger RNA of Drosophila santomea, 1524 nucleotides long. RefSeq names its product putative Dol-P-Glc:Glc(2)Man(9)GlcNAc(2)-PP-Dol alpha-1,2-glucosyltransferase (gene Alg10). Gene Ontology annotation, molecular function: dolichyl pyrophosphate Glc2Man9GlcNAc2 alpha-1,2-glucosyltransferase activity. The transcript has 3 exons. Gene Ontology annotation, cellular component: endoplasmic reticulum. The record is from RefSeq and is a predicted model, not a curated record. Bases 89 to 1438 code for a protein of 449 amino acids. Lineage: Eukaryota; Metazoa; Arthropoda; Insecta; Diptera; Drosophilidae. Gene Ontology annotation, biological process: protein N-linked glycosylation; dolichol-linked oligosaccharide biosynthetic process.
CCACGCGUUGCCGGCUGGUUGGUUCCAAAAAUAAACAAACCCAAUUGGAGCAUUCUCGCUUGGAGCAAAAGCAAGAGGAUUUCCUGCAAUGAAUGGAUCCUGGAAACUCAUACUGCCCGUGGGCUUUGUGCUGUACUCGCUGCCAUUGUUCCUGCGGGUAAACGGCACAUCGGACUAUGUUAUCGACGAGGAGUUCCACAUUCCGCAGGGAUUGGCCUUUUGCCGCAAGGAAUUCGAUGUGUGGGAUCCCAAGAUAACAACAUUUCCGGGCCUCUAUCUGCUCGCCCUACUCCUGCAUCCUCUGAACCUGUGCACGGUGACGGGAUUGAGGAUGCUCAGCUUGGCGGGUGCCGGCAUCAAUAUUCUGCUGCUGUACAAGAUCAGGCGGCGCAUUCUGGCCGGCUCGGGUGGCAACUCGUAUGCAGCCCAUGAGGCUAUCACGAUGUCCGUGCUACCGCCGCUCUACUUCUUUAGCCACCUGUACUACACGGACACCCUGUCGCUGACCAUGGUGCUUCUGUUCUACAACUAUUGGCAGCAGGAGGCGCACCUGCCGGCAGCGGUCUUUGGGGCCGCCAGUGUGCUCAUGCGCCAGACGAACAUCGUGUGGGUCUGCAUGGCCACCGGAAUGACUGUGCUGGACACGUUGGUCAAUCAAUGCGCCCGAUCUGGACUCGUUCCCAAGGAAAAAGUUCGACUGAUGGGCAAAGAGUUGUGGAUUCAACUCUUCAGCAGCCCCCAAUUGCUGUGUAAUUGCAUCCUGAGCAUCUUGGCCAAGUGCUGUUUCUACGCUUCGAUCAUUCUGCCGUUCGUGGGAUUCCUGUUCAUCAAUGGUUCCAUUGUGGUGGGCGACAAGAGUGCACACGAGGCCAGUUUGCAUGUGCCGCAACUGCUCUACUUCGCCAUCUUUGCGGCUGGCUUUGGGAUAGCCAACACCAUACGACAGUUUCGUGCGGCAGCAGAAUUAAUCCGCAGGAAUCGCGUGCUGUCCCUAUUGGCGAUGCUGCUCAUACUGGUGGUGGUGCACCUAAACACCGAAGUGCAUCCCUACCUGCUGGCCGACAACAGACACUAUACAUUCUACGUGUGGAGCCGGCUUUAUGGACGGUUCUGGUGGUUCCGCUACGCCAUGGCGCCUGUUUAUUUGCUCUCUAUUUGCGUACUCUUUUGCGGACUGCGUCACAUGCCGGACAGCUUUAAGUUAAUGUUUCCACUUAGUCUUUUCCUGGUGCUGUGCUUCCAGCGACUCCUGGAGCUGCGCUACUUCCUAGUGCCGUACAUUCUGUUCCGGCUCAACACACGGCACACUCGCAAGGGUUACGCCGAGUGGUUGGAGCUUGGGGCUCACCUGCUCCUCAAUGUGGCCACGUUCUACGUGUACUUUACCAAGGAGUUUUACUGGAAAAAUUACCGCACUCCUCAAAGGAUCAUCUGGUAGUUCCUUUUAAACGGCAUUCCUAACAAAUUCAAAGAACUCAAUAACGUCUUGAGCAUUUAUAAAAUAAAUCAGUUCGACAUUUUCAA